Labrus bergylta (ballan wrasse) is the source of this 971-nucleotide messenger RNA. RefSeq names its product NME/NM23 family member 5 (gene nme5). NCBI's taxonomy places the organism in Eukaryota, Metazoa, Chordata, Actinopteri, Labriformes, Labridae. The record is from RefSeq and is a predicted model, not a curated record. Gene Ontology annotation, biological process: cilium movement; UTP biosynthetic process; negative regulation of oxidative stress-induced intrinsic apoptotic signaling pathway. Gene Ontology annotation, cellular component: cilium. Gene Ontology annotation, molecular function: nucleoside diphosphate kinase activity.
CGCAUAGACGCACUAAAGCGGGUCGGUCAGCAGGGUUAAGUUCUCGAGAUAAUUUCACAAUUUAAGACAUUUUAUAACAAUCAAUUUGUUAACUGGACCAUCUUCACUUAACUUCAGUGUGAGCCUGCAUUUGUUAAUAUAAGUUAAUUAAUGCCCGACUUAAAUUUUCCGACCGAAGGACCGACAUCAAAUCUGGUAGAUGUCUUAGCUUUAUGCUAACGUUUAAGUGUCACAGUAGAAGAUGGACCAGCCGUCAUGUAAGCGAAUUUAUGUAGAAAGAACCCUGGCUCUAAUUAAACCAAAUGCAGUCGACAAAGCAGAGGAGAUUGAAGACAUUAUACUAAAAGCUGGCUUCACUAUCCUACAAAAGAGAAAGCUGCAGCUCAGUCCAGAGCAGUGCAGUGACUUUUACGCAGACCAGUAUGGAAAGCUGUUCUUUCCCAGCUUGACUGCCUUCAUGAGCUCUGGCCCCAUCGUUGCCUUGACUCUGGCCCGUGACGACGCUGUGACCCACUGGAAGUCCAUCAUAGGGCCUGUCAACAGCGUCAAAGCCAGAGAAACACAUCCAGAGUGCCUUAGAGCAAAGUAUGGAACUUCUGACCUGAAGAACGGGCUCCAUGGCAGUGCAACAUUUAGUGUGGCUAAAAGGGAGAUCAAAUUUAUGUUCCCUAACUCUAUUAUUGAGCCCUUUCCCUCUAAAGAAGCAACAGCAGAGUACCUGAGUAGGUAUGUGAACCCAACUCUGCUGCAGGGACUCAUAAAUCUCUGCAAGCACAAGCCACAAAACCCCUGUAUCUGGCUUGCUGACUGGCUGAUCAAAAAUAAUCCAAACAAGCCUCAAAUAUGUGAUGGAGCCAUUGUGGAAGAAGUAGAAUAGCUAUGUGAAUUAUUUUUAUAAAUGCAUAAUUCAAACAUUUUUUAGAACCAUUCUUCUGGUCACUUCUUACAUUAAAUAAAGGUUUUUGUCAGUA